CACAAUCUACACUCUAUCUCACGUGCUUGGUCUCCGUACCUGUACAGUAACGGAGGCCGUUGCCUUCGCGGCACCGCCACGCUUUUCCCUCCACGGCGUGGAGUCUACGCAGCAACGGACCUUUUCAUUUUCGCUUUUGCGAUCCCAAGCUAUCUCCAGUUGCUAGCCAAGAACGCCGAUUAAUCCCUCCGAACGGUGAAACGCCACGAUGAAGCCAACUGGACUCGGUUCACUUGCCCUGGUGGCGACUGCUGCUACGCUCUUCGCCACGGCGGAUGCUCAUGGCAAAAUGACUGUGCCCACCUACCGGCAGAUGUCGGAGAAGUUUCACAAGGACUCGGGAGCUCUGGUCAACAUCGGUCUAGAAGAGAUGCAGAUCGGCCCCAUCGAGCUCCUCUCGCAGCACAAGCAAGUCGACUUCCCACCGUCUCCUACGUUCAACCUAUUGAACGGAUGCCGUGGCACUGUGUACGAGGAGGCUAAUGAAGUCACUACCAUCCAGCCCGGUUCUGAGUUUGAUGUCAAGUGGAAAAUUGAUGCCCCGCACCCUGGCUACAUGAAACUCAGCAUUCUUAAGCCGAGCGAGGACUCGAAGGGUGUGAUCACCUACAAGAGCUACAAGACUUUGCUUAACAUUGAGCCUUUUGCUGAAAACGGCGGUGAAGGUGGCACCACUGCCAAGAUGCCCGCCGAUGUUGAGGGAUGUGACAAGCCAGGAGACUGCGUCCUGCAGUUCUUCUGGUACUCUGCCAUCGCGAAGCAGACGUACCCGACCUGUGCUGACAUCGUUGUAUCUGGCAGUGGUGGCGGCACUUCUACCUCUACGACUACGGAGUCGUCGGAAGCUGGUAGCCCAACUGCAAGCAGCGAUGAGUCUACUCCUUCCACCCCAUCCACUCCUUCCAGCCCGUCGACCAACUCGACUCCAUCGACUAACUCGUCCCCCUCAACGAAUUCAUCCCCGUCGACGAAUGCGUCCCCCUCUACGAACUCUUCUCCUUCGACGAACAAUUCCCCGUCGACCAACUUCUCCCCUUCGACAACUACAACCACGACGGCUCCUAGCACCUCCACCACUGAUGCUUCCGUCGCUGGUGAAGCGGAUACCAACAAGUGUGCUCGACGCAUGCGUCGUCACUAGGUUCGACCCAGUCUGUGAGUAGUUUGUAUGCCGUAUUUUGUGUAACUGGUGGCAAACGUAUCCGUAAUUUACCUUGAUUUUGCCGUCCAAA
Messenger RNA from Phytophthora nicotianae INRA-310, 1232 nucleotides. RefSeq lists its product as hypothetical. The transcript has a single exon. Lineage: Eukaryota; Oomycota; Peronosporomycetes; Peronosporales; Peronosporaceae. The record is from RefSeq and is a predicted model, not a curated record. Bases 209 to 1141 code for a protein of 310 amino acids.